CAAGCUGAUAACCCUGGAUUCUCAACCAGGCAGGUUGAGGGGCUCCAGAAGAUUGAUGUAAUGCAGAGGAAAUGGGCUUUUCGGUUUUCUCAUUUAUUCAUAGAGUCUGUUUUGGGAUCUGGAGUCUGGAGAUUUCAAAGAGAUCUGGGAGGGAUGAAAUCUCCAAUCCUGGGACCAGGUUUUGGGAAUGGCCAGGACACUGAUUGCACAGGUGUGUGCAGGCCUUUUCAUAGAGGCCUAACCAUGGUUCUGGGCUCCACCCUGGCAGACAGGAGUCAGGAGGGCUCCACCCACAAGAUAGGAGUCAGGAGGGCUCCACCCUGGCAGACGGGAGUCAGGUGGGCUUCACCA
Staurois parvus is the source of this 351-nucleotide messenger RNA. The record is from the annotation of a GenBank genome assembly. NCBI's taxonomy places the organism in Eukaryota, Metazoa, Chordata, Amphibia, Anura, Ranidae.